Molecule: messenger RNA, 777 nt
Organism: Olea europaea var. sylvestris
Lineage: Eukaryota; Viridiplantae; Streptophyta; Magnoliopsida; Lamiales; Oleaceae
Product: protein FAR1-RELATED SEQUENCE 2-like
Exons: 2
Coding region: 1-777 (258 amino acids)
Biological process (GO): regulation of DNA-templated transcription
Molecular function (GO): zinc ion binding
Source: RefSeq, a predicted model, not a curated record
AUGGAGCAGCAGUUUCAAUCAGUUUACACUAUUUAUAAAUUCAAUGAGGCUCUGGCUGAGUUUACGGGAAAUGUUUACUGCGACCUCAUCUCUACUUCGGAGGGACCCUCAGGGACGAUGUAUGAGGUUCGGCAGGACGUUAUGGGCGGCGGGAUAAAGAGGAAGAAAACAUUCGUUGUCUCAUUUGAUAGACAAAAUUGUGAUAUUAUUUGCAGCUACCAUUUGUUCGAGUUUAGGGGGAUAAUUUGUAGGCAUGCUAUUGCAGUACCGAUUCGUUGUGACGUCACAUUACUUCCUGAGAGGUACAUACUGCGAAGGUGGAGGAAAGACGUUAGCAGAGCACACACUAGAGUCGCAGUCAAUUACGACGGUUUGGUUAGUACUCCUAAGCAGUUGAGGUACGGCGACAUGUGCCGUGCUUUUGAAGAAGUAGCGGACCUCGCAGCAAACGAUGAGGGUCGAGCAUGUGUGAUUAUGGAAUGGAUAAAACUUCAGCGUCAAGACCUCAUGAUGUCUAAAAAGUCAGGUACAGGAAGCAAUGCUAUAUCCAAACAUUCUUUUGACCAUAUGGACCAAUGCACUGAUUUUCAACAUCAUGAUAGCGUGACUAUACGUGAUCCAGUAGCGUCACACACAAAAGGGUCCCCCAAGAAACUUCGAAGAAAAGGUCUGUUGGAGUCGAGUUCGAAGAAAGGCAAGGGAAGCUCAGCACCAAACAAAGGAAAGCGACCAAGCACGAGGCAAAGGGAUACGGCUGAGAGUGUGGUCGACAUUUAG